AUGAAGGUCUUUUCAUCUACUUGCACUUUUGACUACUCUUGGGACGAGGUGUCAACCGCAAACUGGCGAAAAUAUUGCCCAUGGAAUGACAAGGCCACCCACGUCGUGGGUGUAGACACGCUCUCCCGAACGAUCGACCCUCAGACCGGUAUCUUGCGAACUGAGCGUCUUAUAACUUGCAACCAGUCGGUACCUCAGUGGGUUCUCUCUCUCUUUGGCGGCAGUGCCACCUCCCACGUGUACGAAAUAUCUUACGUCGAUCCCGCCGUCAAGAAGGUCACCAUGUGCUCUACCAACCUGACCUGGUCGAAUGUGCUCAGCGUCCGCGAAACGGUUGUCUAUCAGCCAUCGUCGAUUCAGCCCAAUACCACCACUGAAUUCAGCCAGGAAGCGAAGAUCACCGCUCUAUGCGGUGGGUGGCAGAAGAUCAAGAACAAGGUCGAGGAGGCGAGCGUCGAGCGAUUCCGGGAGAACGCCUCCCGUGGUCGCGAGGGGUUUGAAACCGUCCUCGAAAUGAGCCGUCGAGUUUUUGGGGAACAACGAGCUCUCGAGAGCCAAAGACUGCAGUCGUAA
This is a messenger RNA of Penicillium atrosanguineum, 573 nucleotides long. Its product is annotated as putative mitochondrial protein sorting (Msf1). Lineage: Eukaryota; Fungi; Ascomycota; Eurotiomycetes; Eurotiales; Aspergillaceae. Gene Ontology annotation, molecular function: phosphatidic acid transfer activity. The record is from RefSeq and is a predicted model, not a curated record. Gene Ontology annotation, biological process: phospholipid transport. Gene Ontology annotation, cellular component: mitochondrial intermembrane space. The coding region runs from base 1 to 573 and encodes 190 amino acids. The transcript is spliced from 2 exons.